GCCAGCGCCGACAGCGCCGACAGUCGAUGGCGCAAGAAACGUUUGUACUUUGUUUCAACAGGAGCUUCCCGGAUAACUACCCCGCAGUAAGACAUCUCGAUCUACAACUUGGGUAUUCUUUCCUGUUCAUCGUAGAAACAUGUGAAGGGCGUUAAGAUCGUGAUAUUAAACACGCGACGUUCGGGAUACUACAUUGUUACGAGAUGGCUACUACUAGUCACCUUCCGUCUAAAAUUCUCAUAUUUGGGGCGACAGGAGCUAUUGGCAAGUAUAUUACCGAUGCCAUCCUCUCAGCCGAGGCCCUUGCCACCCAACAAAUAUCCAUAUUCACAUCAGCCGUUACGGUCUCGAACCCUGGCAAGCAGGCCCUGUUAUCCUCGUGGGAGUCCCAGGGGCUGUCGGUUAUCACGGGCAACCUUAACGACGCGGGGGAUAUCGAAAAGGCUUACGAUGGUAUCGACACGGUCAUCUCAUGCCUGGGGCGAGAUGUACUGGCGAGUCAGAUCGAAUUGCUCACGCUUGCAGAGAAGAGCAAGGACGUGCAAUGGUUCUUCCUUAGCGAAUAUGGCACGGACAUUGAAUACGACGAGUCGAGCAAAACCGAAAAGCCGCACCAGAACAAGCUCAGGGUCCGAGAAUUCAUCCGUGCCAAUAUACACAGAGUCGAAUGCACCUACCUCGUGACCGGACCGUACAUUGAUAUGUUCUUAACGCUGCUGCCUGGAAGCGAGGAGGCCGGCGGUUUCGACGUCGAGUCGAAGAGGGCCGUCGUUAUAGAAAGCGGAGACGACAAGGUCGGAUUCACGACUAUGCUCGAUGUUGGCAAGCUAGUGGUUGCGGCUCUUAGACACCCCUCGGCAUCGAAAGGCAAGAUCCUCAAGGUCCAAUCAUUUGUUACAACACCCAACGCCAUCUUGCGAGAGUUCGAGAAGCAGACCGGGGUGAAGUGGAAGGUUGAUCACACAACAAAUCAGAGGCUCCGUGAGCUCGAGUUGGAAAACUGGGAUACCGAUAGCCCGACAGCAACGCGCAUCACGUUGCGACGUAUCUGGGCUGAGGGCGGAACGUUAUACGAGAAGACAGAUAAUGAGAUACUAGGCGUUGUGUCGAGCGAUAUGGAAUCGCUAGCCGCUGUUGUAAAGCGAGCCGUGGAGGGUCGAGGAUAUCAGGGUAAACAACCUUCCCUGUAUUACAAACAGGAGACGGGCACCCAAGGUACAUAGAAGGCAACCAGAAUCCAGCGGUUGUGGUCAGUUGUCGCUAGAUGGUACCUAGGUACAUCCGAUGUCGAUCCGGAACCGGUAAAACCACGGGGUUUCUCCCGAUAUAGGCACAGGGCGCUGAUAAGGAUAAGAUACAGCGACAGCUUAACUGGGGCAAAAAAAAUUACCCAAGGCCCAGCA
Durotheca rogersii is the source of this 1403-nucleotide messenger RNA. RefSeq names its product NAD(P)-binding protein. Lineage: Eukaryota; Fungi; Ascomycota; Sordariomycetes; Xylariales; Xylariaceae. Gene Ontology annotation, molecular function: oxidoreductase activity. The coding region runs from base 204 to 1223 and encodes 339 amino acids. The transcript has 2 exons. The record is from RefSeq and is a predicted model, not a curated record.